This is a messenger RNA of Gregarina niphandrodes, 1419 nucleotides long. RefSeq names its product disulfide isomerase. Gene Ontology annotation, molecular function: protein disulfide isomerase activity. The coding region runs from base 1 to 1419 and encodes 472 amino acids. The transcript has a single exon. The record is from RefSeq and is a predicted model, not a curated record. Gene Ontology annotation, cellular component: endoplasmic reticulum. Gene Ontology annotation, biological process: response to endoplasmic reticulum stress; protein folding. NCBI's taxonomy places the organism in Eukaryota, Apicomplexa, Conoidasida, Eugregarinorida, Gregarinidae.
AUGUUGUACCGAUUUGUCUUGUGGAGCGCAGUGUUUGUCAUGGCCGCUUUGGGAGGAGAUGUGACGGUGUUGUCAGGGAGUACCUUUGACGAUUUCAUUACAAAGAAUCCUGUGGCGUUGGUGAAGUUCAUGGCGCCUUGGUGUGGUCAUUGUAAGAGGUUGGCGCCUGAGUAUGAGCAGGCUGCAACUGAGUUAAAGAAGGUGAACAUUCCUUUGGCUGAAGUGGAUGCGACGGUUGAUCAAGAGUUGGCUCAGAAGUACAACGUGCAGGGUUUCCCUACGAUGUUCUUGUUCAGAGAUGGUAAGAAUGAACCAUACAACGGUGGCCGGACGGCAUCUACCAUCGUGGACUGGGUGAAGAAGAUGACUGGUCCUGCUCUGACUUGGGUCGAGGGUGAGGAAACUGGUAUCUCGAGUGAGACUGAUGCGGGAAUCCGUUUCGUCGGCGCGUUCAAGAGCAAGGAGAGCGAGGAGGCUAAGUUGUUCGAGGAGGCAGCUAAGACGCAUCGCAUGAAGGGUUCCUUUGCGGCGUUUGUCUCUCAGGAUGAAAACAAGACGAACAAAGUCACUGUGCUGCGACCCGCUGAGGACCCCGUUAGCACCACGGUGACCACCAAGGGCUUACUCAACGCCUUCAUUGGUGAGGAGUCCGUACCACUCUUUGGUGUGGUUAACGGUGAGAAUUAUGGUGAGUAUGCCGCUCGUUCCAAGUCCUGGGUUUGGUUCGCCGGCAACAAGGAUGACUUCAACAAAGUUGCACCCGAAGUGCGCAAAGUGAGCAAGGACUACCGCUCCAGCUUCAACUUCGUCUGGCUCGACACGGACGUACACAAGCAACAUGCCGAACACAUGCUUGGUCUCACCGAGAUCCCAGGCCUCGCCAUUAUUUAUGAGGAAGCCAAGUUCCAUCAUCCCGAUCCCGCCAAUCUCAAUCAGAAAGAGAUUUCCAAAUUCAUCGAGAAGGUCAAGAGUGGCAAGGUCAAGCGCUUCCUCAAAUCCGAGCCCAUUCCCGAGACCAACGAUGGACCCGUCAAGGUCGUUGUCGGCCAACAAUUCUCGGAAAUCGUCCUCCAGAAAGAUACCGACGUCUUCCUUGAGAUCUAUGCCCCCUGGUGCGGACAUUGCAAGAAACUCGCACCCGCCUAUGAGGAAUUCGCCAAUAAAAUCAAGGCCAACAAACAUGUCAUGGUCGCCAAAUUCGAUGGCACAGCAAACGAACCUGACGUCUCCGGCUUCGAGUACAAGGGCUUCCCCACUCUCUUCUACGUCAAGGCCGGAUCCAAAGAACCCAUCAUUUAUGAUGGCGAACGUACUGUCGAAGGACUUAUCGCAUUCACCAAGAAAAAUGCUUCCAAACCCGUCGUCGUCUCUGAGGACGACUCUACCAGUGCUUCUGGCUCCCAGUCUGACGAACUGUAA